GGCACAUGUGGAAGUCGAUAGUCCUCUUCUUUAUUCUUUUGAGGACUAUGCUGCCCGGCUCGUUCCUACACUGGGUACUCAAGCUCAAGGACAAGACGUGUGUGCAACAUCUUCUCCGUCCGGCAGCGGCAACUUAUCGUCUUCAAGUGGUUCUUCACGGGAUUCGGCGCGCGAGUUCAACAUAGAGGUAUUGGAUCCGCUCAUGUCCGAGGACUUUGCAUGUCUUCCUCUCCUGACCACGGACUGCUUGCCGGGACCGCAAUGCGCAGCACUAUGCGCUCAUCUCCACACAUACUUAUCCUUCUAUGCACCACCAACUUCGCCAACGGAUGACGAAGUCGCGGUGGGGGACAUCCUUGCGUAUGUUACCAAGGUGGCCUGCGAGUUUCGCAAUCAGCGGUACGACGACAACAACGCAUCUCCACUCUAUGUCCGCAUCCAAGUUGGGCAAGCGUCCUGUAGCGCUUUGUCAGACAGCGGCGCGUCUCGCAAUUUUAUGAGCCAAGCCUUUAUGCAAAUGGCUGGCCUUGGUGCACAAGUUCGAAGGAAGGCAAACCCGACGACGAUCAAGUUGGCGGAUGGAAGGACGCAGCAACUCAUCGACCUCUACAUUGAGGCCGUACCGGUGUAUUUCACACCUCAUGCAUGUGAACAGGUGACGUUCAACAUUUUGGACACGGACUUCGACAUCAUUCUGGGAAUGCCUUGGCUUGCAAGUGCAGAUCACACAGUCAACUUCCACCGGCGGACUCUUAGCGUUCGUAACGCCUUCGGCGCCGAAGUGGCGUGUACCAUUCCUCUUCCGCACCCUUUGAUUCGGUGCCAAGUGGUGACGGCCAAAUCAUUCCGGGCAACUUGCGCUUACGAGCAGCCUGAGGAAAUCGACCUAUGUUUCCUACGGACCGUCGCAGUAGCUGACUCUUCACCCACGGACUUGUCUUCGGACCCCCGGGUGGUGAGGUUGCUGGACGAGUUCGCCGAUAUCUUCGAGUCACCUACCGGUGUGGUGCCGGAUCGGCCGAUCUCUCACGAGAUCAUUCUUGAGGCCUGUGUCGUGCCGCCGAAAGGUUGCAUCUAUCCGAUGAGCGAGGAGGAGCUUGAGGUUCUCCGCGCACAACUCGACGACUUGUUGGCCAAGGGCUGGAUCCGCCCUAGUGGCUCCCCAUAUGGAGCACCAGUUCUCUUCGUUCGAAAGAAGAACAAGGAUCUACGAUUGUGUAUCGACUACCACAAGCUCAACGCGCAAACUGUCAAGAAUGCGGGGCCUCUUCCUCGCAUCGACGAUCUUCUUGGGCGGCGCGAACCGAACGAUCACUACAAAUCCGCAUUCAAGACGCGGUACGGGCAUUUUGAGUGGGUGGUCAUGCCUUUUGGCCUCACCAACGCCACGACGACCUUUCAAGCGGCAAUGACCAACGAGUUUCGUGCAAUGUUGGACUGGUUCGUGCUGGUCUACUUAGACGAUAUUCUCGUCUAUAGUCGGACAUUGGAGGAUCAUCUUGGGCAUCUUCGACGAGUGUUGGAGACGCUCCGCCGCGCCAAGUACAAGGCCAACCGUGACAGGUGUGAAUUUGUCCGGCAAGAGCUGGAAUACUGGGGUCACUUUGUCACACCGGAGGGCAUCAGUCCACUAUCGGACAAGAUUCAAGUCAUCCAAGAGUGGUCGGAGACACGGAACGUCACGGAUGUCCGCUCGUUCCUUGGCCUCGCCGGCUACUACCAGCGUUUUAUCAAGGAUGCAUCUGGCUAUGGCAUUGGUGUCGUCCUCGAGCAACACGAUGGCGUGGAUUGGCACCCGGUCGAGUAUUUCAGCAAGAAAGUGCCAGUCGUGCAUUCCAUUGACGACGCAUGCAAGAAGGAGCUCCUCGCCUUCGUCCACACGCUCAAGCGGUGGCGACACUUCCUCCUUGGUCGAAGCCAAUUCCGAUGGGUAACGGACAACAAUCCGUUGGUCUUUUACAAGACCCAAGACACCGUCAACAGCACCAUCGCUCGAUGGAUGACUUUCAUCGACCAGUUCGACUUCUUUCCCCAUCACAUUCCGGGGAAGCCGAACCAUUUUGCGGAUGCUCUUUCACGGCGUCCGGAUCAUUGUACCGCGGUCUACUCAACCUUCGAGAUCGACAAUGACCUGCGGGAUAGCUUCAUCCGCGGCUACCAAGCCGACCCCGAGUUUCGCGACAAGUACGUGAAUUGCUCCUCUCCUAAUCCGGCGCCUUCUCACUACCGGAUACAAGAGGGGUACUUGCUUGUCCACACACGGGGGAAGGACCUUCUUUUCGCACCGAGUGACCGUCACUUGCCUACACGGCUUCUUGGUGAGUUCCACAAUGCUCCCGCCACCGGACACUUUAGAGUCAAUCGCACGAUUGGCCGACUUCGCGAGCGAUUUUGGUGGCCCGGCCUUCUCGGCGACGUCAUAUGCUAUUGCGAGUCAUGCGAGGUUUGCCGACGCUGCAAAUCCCGCAACCAUCGUCCGUACGGUGAGUUACGACCAUUACCGGUCCCUUUGAGGCGAAGGGAAGCGAAUGCCAUGGACAUUACCGGCCCGUUCCCCAAGCACAAGACUGGAGUGGAUGGGAUUCUCACGGUGGUCGACCGACUCACCAAGUUCGCCAUGUUUUUGCCUUGCCGCUAUCAUGCCAAGGCACUGGAGUUGGCCGAGGAUUGGGUCGAGCGGCUGCCGGAUGUCGAGUUGGCCUACAACUCGUCCAUCCACCCGACUAUCGGGAUGUCGCCCUUCCAAUUCGACCACGGCUUGCCGGUCACUUCGCCGUUGGACACCAUCAUUCCACGAACGGCCGAGAGCGACAACCAUCUUCUUUUCUUGCGUCGGAUGCAAGAGUUACUUGUCAAGGCACGCGACCAGAUGGCCAAGACGCAGCAACGCAUGAGCCAACAGGCCAAUCGCCAGCGUCUUCCUUGCCCAUUCCGCGCCGGUGAUCUCGUUUGGGUCUCUGCUGCGGAAUUCAGCCUUGAACAAGAUAUCUCUCGCAAGCUCCUUCCGAAAUGGAUGGGGCCCUGGCCGAUCGUGGCAUCCGCUGGGGAUGCACCCGAGGGACCUUCCUUCACCAUUCAGGUGCCCGCCCACUUGCCUGUCUACCCGGUCUUUCAUUGCUCCAAGUUGGCUCUUUACACGCCAGCGGAACAUGACGCUUUUCCCGGGCGACGAUUGCAAGACCCACCCUCUAUGGACGGUUUUCAAGGGGUCGGCGACAUCAUCUCCCAGCGACGCUACGGCAACAGGCCAACCGAGUACUUGGUACAUUUUGCAUACUGCACACACCGAGCUGACCGUUGGUUGACCCGUGCGGAACUUCAAGCAACAGCCGUAGGCGUUCUCGCACGCUACGAACGCAAGAUGCAAGGCAAGCCGGUAUCUUCGGCUCCACGCCGCACCCGUGUCCAGGUUCCACCUUCAGAUCGUCAGCUUCGCCCUCGCCCCGGCUUGACUUCAUAAAGAGGGGGGGGUGUUACAUGCUGCGCCUGCACACGA
Chara braunii is the source of this 3496-nucleotide messenger RNA. The record is from the annotation of a GenBank genome assembly. NCBI's taxonomy places the organism in Eukaryota, Viridiplantae, Streptophyta, Charophyceae, Charales, Characeae.